UCCUUCCUGCCGUCGCCGCCGCCGGGGCCAUGGCGACCUGCUUCUGGUGGCGUAGCUGCGGCGCACCGCACGUUCGGCUGGUGCUUCACGACCGCGGCCUCUGCCGGGUCGCGGGCAGCUGGGCGCCCGGGCGGGCCCCGCUCCGUACCUACGUCCCUGGCCGGGGCGGCCUCCCCACGACGUUGCUGCGCACCAACAGCUUCGUGGGCGGCCGCUGGAUCCCGGCUGCCGCCGCUUUCCCGGUGCUCGAUCCGGCUAGCGGCGCCGAACUGGGCCGGGUGGCUGACUGCGGGGCACCCGAGGCCCGCGCGGCGGUGUGCGCUGCCUACGAGGCUUUCUGCAACUGGAGGGGCGUCUCGGCCAAGGAAAGGAGUUCAUUACUUCGGAAAUGGUAUGAUUUAAUGAUUCGAAAUAAGGAUGACCUUGCCAAGAUAAUUACCGCUGAAAGUGGAAAGCCACUGAAGGAGGCACAGGGAGAAAUUAUGUAUUCCGCCCUUUUCCUGGAGUGGUUUUCAGAGGAAGCCCGCCGCAUUUAUGGAGACAUUAUCUAUACCCCCGCAAAGGAAAAGCGGGCCCUGGUCCUUAAGCAGCCGCUUGGUGUGGCCGUAGUCAUCACCCCGUGGAAUUUCCCCAGCGCCAUGAUCACCCGCAAGGUGGGGGCUGCCCUGGCAGCCGGCUGCACCGUCGUGGUGAAACCUGCCGAAGACACACCCUUCUCAGCCCUUGCCCUGGCCGAGAUACUGUUGCACCAUGCAGCCAACUCUGUGAAAAGAGUCUCCAUGGAGCUGGGUGGCCAUGCCCCAUUCAUUGUAUUUGACAGUGCCAAUGUUGACCAGGCAGUGGCAGGGGCCAUGGCAUCUAAAUUUAGGAACUCUGGACAGACUUGUGUUUGCUCAAACCGUUUCUUGGUGCAAAAGGGUAUCCAUGAUUCCUUUGUGAAAAAAUUUGCGGAGGCAAUUAAAACGAAUCUGCAUGUGGGUGAUGGAUUUGAGGAGAGAACUACUCAAGGCCCAUUAAUUAACGAAAAAGCAGUAGAAAAGGUAGAGAAACACGUGAGUGACGCACUUUCCAAAGGGGCCACAGUUGUGACAGGCGGAAAGCGGCAUCAACUUGGAAAAAAUUUCUUUGAGCCUACCCUGCUCAGCAAUGUCACCCAGGAUAUGCUCUGCUCUCAUGAGGAGACUUUUGGGCCUCUGGCACCAGUUAUCAAGUUCGACUCAGAGGAGGAGGCUGUGGCGAUUGCUAAUGCGACUGACGUUGGAUUAGCAGGUUAUUUUUACUCUCAAGACCCGGCCCAGAUCUGGCGGGUGGCAGAACAGUUGGAAGUUGGCAUGGUGGGCGUGAACGAAGGACUGAUCUCCUCUGUGGAGUGCCCAUUUGGAGGGGUGAAGCAGUCUGGCCUUGGGCGAGAGGGCUCCAAAUAUGGCAUUGAUGAAUAUCUGGAGCUCAAAUAUGUGUGUUUUGGAGGCUUAUAGGAUUUUUAGUUCUUUAAAAUAUAAAAAGGAAGCUUACCUACAUAUAUGGGGACAUGCCAUCCAUUUUUUUUUUAAAUAAACCAAUAGGAUAUCUGAAUUAUUAAUCUUUUAAAGCUCAUCCAGCCCUCCUAAUCUUAAGCAGAUGUGACUCCUACCCUGCCCCUUACCUAACAAGGGACCUGUAGGUGCCAUGGUACUGUGGCCGCUGACUCCCCAGGAACCAGACAGCACCAUCUACCGCAGAGCAAAGUGCAGUGGGAGGCAGACUGGCCCCAGUGGCCCCAUCACAAAGGCUCAUGCCUGCCUGGGCAUUGACUCAGCAUCUCUCACCUGGCCGUGGCACUUAGACCGAAAGGAGGGGACCUCCCUGCAGAGGAGAACCUUGAGUAUGACCGACAGGCUGGUCAGAGGGGCACAGCACUGAAGACACUUGCUAAGUAAUUGGAGGUUGCUGUAGAGGCUGAAUUAAUCAUUUUUAAGACUUCUGAAAUAGCACAGAAUUGCCUGUGCUUCAGUGAGGAAAGAAGGCGCACCUCUCCCUGGUUCUGGACCAGUUUUUAAAAUUGAAGUCUUCAUUGUCCUAAAUUUACUGCUUAAAGAUCAUAUUUUCAUUUCUGUCCUGUUUUCCAUUUCAUUUUGUUUCCUUUAGGAAAAGAGCCUAAGUGUAAAGCUAACAGCAGAACAGCUUGGUUGAGUGGAAGGCAAACACAUAAUAGCUUGGCCUGGUUCCUUCACUGAGCAGUAGCUUUGUCCCAUGGACAGGCCGGUCAACAAUUCCAUCCCCCAAGUAGAGUGGGGGUUCUGUAUAUUCCUUACUUAGCUCAAUGGGGUAUCGUGAGCCUAAGAGAAAGUGAAAAUGUUUGCAAAAAAAAUGCCGAUCUGAUGGUAAUACAGGAGCCGCUAAUGUCAGUCUUAUUAUUAUGAGCAGUAUCGCUCCCCUUGGGCAGCCGGCAGGGGCUUGACCAAGACGGCAGUGCCCAACUGUGUGCUCCCUUGAGCCUGAGUGUGGUUGUCACCGGUAGCCUGCUCACUCUGUCCUCAGGAGGUGCUGCUCCUUCCCCUCCAGAAGAGCCAAAGCACUUUCACCACAAUAAUCACAAAAGGAAGAAUUUUCACAAUUGCCGAUCGAUCUUAUGGGGAAGGCAUGAGGCCUUGAAUUUCAGGCACCUUUUAUCCAGUAAGAGUUUCCACAGUUCAUCAUUUAAAAACAAAACACCCUAUGACUGGUAUUUCCUGUCAUUCUAAAAGAAAAACUGAUUAAGAAAAUUCUAGGCUUAUCUGGGUAUAUCUCCCAUCCACCGAUACACUGAGGAAAAGGAAUAAGGGCUGUUCCUGGUGGAAUGAAGCUCCUUCCUUUCCCACUCUGUGUGCAGAAACCACUGAUAGUCCGUGGAUAUUCCGGUGGUGGAUAUUCCCGGUGGUGGAUAUUCCCAGUCAUGGAAGGAAAGCGUGAAUGAAAUCAGUGCUGGAGGCAAUUGCUCCUGAACUCACCCAGCACUUAGCAUUCCUCACUGAGCCCAGGGAAGUGACCAUAGCCAGUCCUGGAACUCCUUGUAUUUGGCCUGGAUGACACCGGCCGUGUCCCUAGGGCCCAAAGAAGGAAAGCGCUGAAACUUGCCUCCUGGUGACAUACAUUGCCCAGGCCCUGUCAAGAAUCAUACAUGCAGCACACUGACAGUUAAUUCCUACUUUGUAGUUUUCAGGUUGUUUUAUACAACAUUCUAAUUGCUUAAUAUUUGGGUGUUUUCUAUUAGCAGUAAAAAUGCCCUGUUAUUUUUUAGAUGUCUAGAAUACUGAUGCUUGGAGAAGUUGGAGGAAUAUAUUCAAAUAAAUGUGUAACUUUGUCAGCCAGUGGAUUCCUUGGCUAGGUGGCAGACUUUGAGUUUUCCUGUAUAUUUGGCUCACCAGGUACAUAAAUCAGGGCCAGAGACUCACUGUAAUAUAUUUGAUUAAUUUUUUAAUUAAAAUAAUUCAAAAGGAAAUUGCUUACUAUGUAGUAAAAUUGUUCUGGAUUGUGGGAAGAGAAGUGUUUUUAAAUGAACAUUUUUUUGGUUAUUUUUCAGUAAGGUACCAUAUGUGAUGGAUGGGACAUAUAAAAAUAUAUAUGUAUUACAACAUGAAGUAGAAAAGGACUGUUAUUAGCCCAUGGGUUGGCAAAUCUGGCCUGCCCUGUUUUUUUUUGUGCUAUAUUUUUUGGGAUAAAACUUGGGAAUAAGUGUAGUGGGAAGUGUGUUUUGUUUUUUAAAUGUGCACAUACCAUUUUUCUAGGUUUUGAUAAUUGUGUAGAUGUGUAAGUGUCUUGUCAGCAGAGUUGUGUGUGUAAUUAAUAAAUGUUGAAUUAACACAAUUUCCUAUUUCUGUGAUGAAGUUUCUGCUGGCAGUUUUUUUCUUGCCAGGUCAUCAUUUGAGUUUGUAUUGGAUAUUAUUAGACUAGUUCAGAUAUGUAUGAAGGGUAGCAGAAUAUGCAACCCCAAAAUAUGCCACAUUGGCAUAAAGGAUUAUUGUGAGCUGAAGGCAACAGAGAAGAAGGAAAUACAAGAAAAGCUCUCUGCCCUCCCCCUAUUUGCCUAAAAGCAGGAUGUAAGUUUACAAAGGUGCCCCUCCUCUGCCCUCCACCAUGAAGGACAAAGGUUAAUCCCCAGAGACAACACUGUACCCUGGAGAGGGCACCAGAGGAAUCUAUGUAACAAAUUUCACUAACUAGGCCUUUUUCACUAACUAGGCCUUUAAAAGCCUACAACUGCUUUCCUCUGUCCUGUCAUUUCUCCACAAAUAUAUUGAUCUUUCUUGAAGAAGUUAUGUAAGCCAGAGUUGUAAGCCACCUCUUUUUUAAAAGUUUUUAUUUUUCAAUUACAGUUGACAUACAAUAUGUUAGUUUCAGGUGUACAACG
Messenger RNA from Rhinolophus ferrumequinum (greater horseshoe bat), 4366 nucleotides. It is a transcript of the gene ALDH5A1, whose product is annotated as aldehyde dehydrogenase 5 family member A1. Lineage: Eukaryota; Metazoa; Chordata; Mammalia; Chiroptera; Rhinolophidae. Gene Ontology annotation, molecular function: succinate-semialdehyde dehydrogenase (NAD+) activity. The record is from RefSeq and is a predicted model, not a curated record. The transcript has 9 exons. Gene Ontology annotation, biological process: GABA catabolic process. Bases 30 to 1475 code for a protein of 481 amino acids.